UGGGAGGCGAGAUUACACCAUCUUCUGGUGCCAUUGCCACUGACCUUAACCGUUUGAAUUUUCGGCUUUCGCCAACACACGCAGUUAGUUACGGGUUUGAAAAAUCAAAACAUAUUGAAUGGAUAAUUGAUAACACUUAAUGGGGCGAUGAACCCCAUCGGUUCGAUCGGACCAAAUGGGUGCCGUGCAUAAUUAGUCAACACCAACCAGCAGCAACUUGUUUUCCGAGGCGUUCCGCGGUGUCCACCAGCAAACAACGAGAAUUUCAGCGCACAGAGCGCACACGAGUGUGCAAUUAAACCAGUUACAAAAGCUGACCUGCUUAGCCUGUCGACUGGCUGGCUGGAUUAGAAAGACAUGGGCCAGCUGCCCGCCGCGCAUGCGCAGUAUCCGCCUGGUCUUUAAGUGGAGCAGAUCACCCGAAAGUGAAAGGAUUACGAAAUGCAUCGUUACACACUACUUGGUGCCUGUUUCUUGCUCCUGACAGCAUCCUCCAAAGCCUUGGAGAGUGUUUUCGGGGCAUUUAACCUGGAGCUGGAGUUUCCUUCGCCGCAAGAAAGAGAGCGAGCCCUGCGGGAGGGCCUCUACGAUCCCAGCAAUGUGAUUCCCAUAGAUGUGGACGUGUAUUACAAACAUGGUGAUCCGACGCCUUCCAUUUUCGUGACAAUUCCGCGGUUCGCCAAGGGCGUGCCCUAUUCCCUGGCCUAUGUGACCAACGAGAUGCGCCCGAAUGGAACUCUGCUUCAGGCCUAUCCGAGCUACGAAUGGCACAAAACCCAUGGAGCCGAUUGCAACGGCCUGACUUCGGUCUACAGGACACAGAUAGACGAAUGCGGACGUAUGUGGAUAUUGGACAGUGGCGAGAUAGACUUUAUCCAGCAUUGCCCGCCGCAGCUGUAUGCCAUCGACUUGGAAAAUGGAAGAAUUGUGCACCAGUACCGGAUGCCCAAGCGAUUGUACAAGGAAGGUGUCAGCCGCUUUGUGACCCCAACCGUGGAGCUGCAUCCCCAAAACUGCGACGUGGGCUACGUAUACAUGGCGGACUCCAUAGGAGAUGGAAUCGUUGUGUAUGACGUGGCCGCCCAGCAGUCGUGGCGCAUUGAGAACAAGUUCACCUAUCCACACCCGGACUUUGGAACGUUUACCAUUGCGGGAGAGAGCUUCCAGCUAUGGGACGGAACCGUGUCCACCACUGUAACCCCCCAUGGGCUGGGAGGGCGACGCAUGUUGUACUUCCACUCCCUGUCGAGCGAAUGGCAGAUGGCCAUCCCCCUGGAUGUGGUGAAUAAUGGCAGCAACUGGCGGCUGAACGAUGUGAGCGCCGCCCUGGAUCAGUUCCAGCUUUUGGGCAAAAGGGGUAGCCAGUGUGUGGGUGCGGCCAUGAGUGAGUCUGGAUAUCUGAUCUGUGGCCUGGUAAAUCCAGCCAGUCUUCUGGCUUGGAACAUCGGGACACCCUACGCUCAUCAGAAUCUGGUGAUGCUGGUCGAGGACGAGGAGCGACUGCAGUUCACCAGCGGAAUCAAAAUUGUGAGAAAUCACGAGGGAAAGGAAGAACUAUGGGCGCUGUCCAACCGCCUGCAGAAAGCUUUUGGUGCUGGCUUGAAUUUCAAGGAAAUCAACUUUCGCAUUCAGAAAUGUGGUGUUCAAGAGCUGCUUAGCGGCAGACCGUGCUAUUAAUGUUGCAACAGAUCAAUUAUACUCAAUUAUUUAAAAAAAAAAAAGCUUGUAUUUGCU
This is a messenger RNA of Drosophila bipectinata, 1734 nucleotides long. It is a transcript of the gene yellow-d2, whose product is annotated as L-dopachrome tautomerase yellow-d2. The record is from RefSeq and is a predicted model, not a curated record. Lineage: Eukaryota; Metazoa; Arthropoda; Insecta; Diptera; Drosophilidae. Gene Ontology annotation, cellular component: extracellular region.